AUGAGAAGCUCUGGCACAUAUGAGAAUGAUCCUUCUGGGGAAAUAACCUCAACUUCCCCAAAGCAGUCGAAGCAGAAAAAGCCUACCAAAUUUAGGGAAAGAAUGCGCAGGUGGUUACAAAAUGGGAAAAAUAACAACCACCAAGGAGAGGAGGAUGUUCCUGAAAUAUUUAACAAGAAUUUUUAUCCGCAAACAGGCAUGACAGCUUUCAACAAUAAUGAUAAUGGUGAGGUUCAGGAUGUUACAAACAAUUUUUUUUUGCCCAGUGAAGAUGAAUCUGGUCCAGUUCAAAGUAGUGUUAAAACUUUUUUAACUGGUAACAAUGAUGAAGAUUCUAACUUCCAACAAAACCAGAAUCCUAAACAAAAGUCCGAACUUCCAAAGUCACCUUACCGGCAAAAACCUACGCAAGAAAUAGCAUUAUUGAAAGAUCUUUUCGUUACCAACAAAUAUGACGAUCCCUAUUUGAAUUCUUCCACAAGGUUUGGUAACAUAACUUCAACUUUUCCCAGUAGUUUGUCAUUGAGGACUGUCACCUUACAAACAAUAAAAAAAAGAAUUGACUGUAUUUCUGCAAAAAAAAAAGAAGUGUGGAAGACAGAGGAAAAAUUUCUAAAAGAUAUCUUAAUGUGGUUACAGAGUUCAAAUUUUGAAGACCCUGAUACAAUAUCAUUAAUACAUGAAAUUGAAAAAAUAUUUGAAGAGGAUAUCCAUUUUGAACAAAACGUGUCGGAUUGCUUAAAAGAAAUCUCAAAUAAUUUCGAAUAUAUCUGCAUGCGAGAAACCCAAUUGAUAAACGAAGGAAACAUACUAAAAAAUGACUUAAAAAAGUACGCAAAAGCAAGGGAACAUAAAGGCGAAAAGCAUGAAGAUACUGAAGUCUUGAGGGAAAAAGUAAUAUCAUCACAAAAAUCGUUUGAUGUUACAAAGAGGCACUAUAAGCAUGCAAUUUCAAUAACGACAAGACAGCUAUUUAUGAAUUUGGCGUUUGAGUACUACGAAAAUUGUUCAGAUAUGAAGGAUAUUUCGAGAAAAUACCUACAAGAAUCUUUGUCCACUUUACAAACUAUCGACACAUUGAGUUUUUCGGAAGAAUUAGAAAAAAUUAGAAAGAGAAGAUUUGAUAAGUUUUGGGCAAAAACUAAUCCUGAUCCAACAAACAAUAUUCAAAAGUUUGUUAAUAUGAGAACAGGAGUAGCAGGUUUUAAUGAUUCCUUAAUGAAUCACUUGUACGGGAAACUAAGUUUCGGGGUAGCGCCAGUUGAAGAAGAAUUACAAAACUCACAGCCGGAGCACACUGAUGUGCCUGAAAAUGUUUGGAAUGAGGUUCUCUCUGAUUAUAAUUCAAUGGAUGGUAAUCCAAUUACUUCAAAUAAAUUCCUUUCUGCGAAAGAACUUGAGCCCGAUCAAUUAGUUGAACUUCUCGCUCAGGAAAAAGAAGAGAAAGAGGCAAAAAAUAUCAGCUCUUCAACUGCAGAAGUUCCAUCGAUAUCGCAACCUGAAAUAAAGAAGGAGAAUCUCGAAUCAAAUGAUUCCUUGAUUUUAAGAAGCACGAAAAGAAAUGUAAAUGUCAAUGCCGCUAGUUUGAGGAAUCUUUCCAUUAAAAAAACUCAAGUCAAACCGGAGUCUGCAAGUGAAGAAAGCAAAGUUCUUGCUGCAGCUUUAAAUGAUGCAAAACAAAACUUGGAUGAAAACGUCUGGAGAACUCCUAUCUAA
Molecule: messenger RNA, 1716 nt
Organism: Saccharomyces cerevisiae S288C
Lineage: Eukaryota; Fungi; Ascomycota; Saccharomycetes; Saccharomycetales; Saccharomycetaceae
Gene: SSP1
Product: Ssp1p
Exons: 1
Coding region: 1-1716 (571 amino acids)
Cellular component (GO): prospore membrane
Source: RefSeq, marked reviewed